ACGAGGCGAGACGAGAGAGCGAAGACGGAGGAGAUAGACGAGCGAGGAGAGCAAGGAGAUAUUGCGAGGACGAAGAAGAGGAACAGGCGUCGAAGAAGAAGGAAGAUGAUGAUGAGGAGGAGAUGCUGAAUCCCCUGGUGUACCGGGAAUCCCUAACCGGGCGUUCUAUGAGAGGAGGGAUGAUGCGGCGAGCCUACACCCCCGACCGGGACGCCCUCUCGAGGACCUCUGCUGCAGCGUCUCUCCGGUCCAGGUCCCACUCGCAGCCUCCGGAGAUCAACCACAAUAACGUCUCCAGAAGGGCGAGGAAGAAGAAGUAGUGAAGAUGGAUGGAUGGGAGAAAGAGGAGGAGGAGAAAGAAGGAGAGCGAUGGGAAGUGAGACAGGGGGAAAGACGAGGAAAAG
Penaeus monodon (black tiger shrimp) is the source of this 404-nucleotide messenger RNA. RefSeq lists its product as uncharacterized. NCBI's taxonomy places the organism in Eukaryota, Metazoa, Arthropoda, Malacostraca, Decapoda, Penaeidae. The record is from RefSeq and is a predicted model, not a curated record.